AUGACGGAUGUGAUAUUGCACAUAUACGAUGUGACCAACAGUGGAUCGGAGAAGACGAACACCACAAUCAUGCAGAUCAAUAAGAUCUUCAAGGACGGUAUUGGCAUCGGCGGCAUCUUUCACAGUGCUGUUCAGGUAUAUGGAGAAGAUGAAUGGUCGUUUGGCUUUUGUGAACAAGGCACGGGAGUUUUUAGUUGCCCUUCGGGAAAGAACCCAAUGUAUACUUACCGUGAAAGCAUUAUACUUGGAAGAACCAAUUUCUCAAUCUAUAAAGUGAAUCAGAUCCUUCGUGAACUUAGUAGGGAGUGGCCUGGAAGCUCUUAUGAUUUGUUGGCCAAGAACUGUAAUCACUUCUGUGAUGAGUUCUGUGAGAAGUUAGGAGUUCCAAAGCUUCCAGGUUGGGUGAACCGAUUUGCCAAUGCUGGGGAUGCUGCUGUUGAAAUAGCUGGAACCACAGCCUUACGAUUCAGACAAGCUAAAACAGAGAUUGUAUCAGCUAGCAAGGUAGCUUAUCGUUUCCUUCUAGGCGUGGGAUCCAACAAUGGUUCUACUCCUGAAUCCCCUGGAAACUCGAAUGGAGGAUCUCCUAGGGUUCAAGCAACUUGGUUCAAGAACCUCGUCACCACCGGGGCAAAACCGUCAACCAGUACUGAAGCUGACAAUCAGGUGGAUCUGGUCUCUCCGCAACAGCUCACACCAGUUCCACCACUGACUCGACAGCAGAAGUCGCGACAAGAAGAUGCAGUAGUAACACCAAUGCAGAAUGGACAUCGAGAUGAGUCUGAUAGGCUGCUGAGACACAACUCGAGGCACGACGAGAUCUGA
Linum trigynum is the source of this 825-nucleotide messenger RNA. NCBI's taxonomy places the organism in Eukaryota, Viridiplantae, Streptophyta, Magnoliopsida, Malpighiales, Linaceae. The record is from the annotation of a GenBank genome assembly.